AUGGCUACUGGUUUUGAAUUGAUUUUAGCAGCCAUUUGUUUAAAUAGUACAGCAUGUAUGCAAGGGAUACCAUUACAAAAUAAUUCCGAUACUAUGCAAUUUUCAAUGAUUUCACAAAAUGGAAAUUCAUCAUUUAUUAAUAUUUUAGAUGAAAAAAAAACAGAAAUGGCAAAACAAAAUCGAUUAAAAGAAAUGCAAAAUUGGUUAAAUGGAAGAAAAUUAAGAAUAGCUACAAUUGAUGAUUUCCCAUUAAGUUAUACUGAAAAAAAAAAUGGUGAAAUUGUUGGUAAAGGUGUUUCAUUUGCAUUAGUUGAUUUUUUAGCUAAAAAAUAUAAUUUUACAUAUGAUGUUAUUAAACCGGAUAAUGAUAUUAUUGGUUCAUCAUAUGAUAUGGAUAAAAGUUUAAUUGAAUUAUUAAAUCAAAGUCGUGCUGAUAUGGCUGCUGCUUUUAUACCAUUAUUAAGUCUGAUACGUCAACAUGUUGCAUAUUCAGAAACAACAUUAGAUGAAGGUGAAUGGAUUAUGAUAAUGCAACGUCCACCUGAUUCAGCAUCUGGUUCUGGUCUAUUAGCACCAUUUACAUUUGAUGUAUGGAUAUUAAUUAUGAUAUCUUUAUUGGCUGUUGGACCAAUUAUAUAUGGUUUAAUAAUGUUACGUAAUAAAUUAACAAAAGAUGAUUCACAAUAUCCAUAUUCAUUGGGACAUUGUGUAUGGUUUGUUUAUGGGGCAUUAAUGAAACAAGGAAGUACAUUGUCACCAAUAGCAGAUUCUACAAGAUUACUUUUUGCAACAUGGUGGAUUUUUAUAACAAUUUUAACAUCAUUUUAUACAGCAAAUUUAACAGCUUUUUUAACAUUAUCAAAAUUUGUUUUACCAUUUAAUGAGGUUGAUGAUGUUUUAAAAGCACAAAAAAAUUUUGUUGCAUCACGUGGAAGAGGUCUGGAAUAUGCUAUAAAAACGGAAAAUGAAAUUCUUUCUAAAUUGAAUACAAUGGUUCAAAAAAACAAAGUUGAAUUUGUUAACACAAGCGAUACAACAAUUUUAAGAACAUUCGUCGAACAAAAAUCUUUUCUAUAUAUAAGAGAUCGACCUGCAACUGAUCAUAUGUUAUAUAACGAUUAUAAAUUCAGAAAAACAAUUGACAUAAAAGAGGAAAAAAUUCAUUGUCCUUUUGCAAAGGCAAAAAAUCCAUUUAUGACAAAGAAACGAGCGUUUGCAUAUCCUUUAAACAGCAAUUUAAGUUUAAUAUUUGAUCCAGAAUUAUUAAAUCUUGUUGAAUCUGGAAUUGUAAAACAUUUAAGUGCAGAAAAUUUACCAAAUGCUGAAAUUUGCCCACAAAAUUUAGCCAGUACAGAACGUCAAUUACGAAAUGGUGAUCUAAUGAUGACUUACUAUAUUAUGCUAGCUGGUUUUGCAACAGCAAUUGUUGUAUUUUUCACAGAAUUAAUAUUCCGUUGCUUAAAUGCACGACGGGAACGUUUCCAAGAUGAAGAAUUUCUUCGACGUGGCAAUGUUAAAAAUAUUGCAUGGAAUAAAAAUCGUAAUGGUAUACAAACAUUAUCAAAUAAUAAUAUAACACCACCGCCACCAUAUACAAGUAUAUAUAAUCAAAGUCGACAAUUGAUGCAAAAUUUAAAUAGAAUCAAUGAAAUUGAUCCAGAAAAGCCAGCUGUUAAAAAAUUAAUAAAUGGUCGAGAUUAUAUUGUAUAUCGGAAUAUUAAAGGUGAAAAUCAAUUAAUACCAUUAAGAGCACCAUCAGCAACGCUGUUCCAGUAUAGUUAUGUAGAUUAA
Condylostylus longicornis is the source of this 1791-nucleotide messenger RNA. RefSeq names its product glutamate receptor ionotropic, kainate 2 (gene Ir76b). Lineage: Eukaryota; Metazoa; Arthropoda; Insecta; Diptera; Dolichopodidae. The record is from RefSeq and is a predicted model, not a curated record. The transcript has 5 exons. Gene Ontology annotation, molecular function: ligand-gated monoatomic ion channel activity. Bases 1 to 1791 code for a protein of 596 amino acids. Gene Ontology annotation, cellular component: membrane.